Molecule: messenger RNA, 447 nt
Organism: Periconia digitata
Lineage: Eukaryota; Fungi; Ascomycota; Dothideomycetes; Pleosporales; Periconiaceae
Source: the annotation of a GenBank genome assembly
CCCUCACUUUUGCCUUGUACGGCAGCUGUCCGUGAUAUUGCGGAUGGUGGUGGAGCCCGCGAAUGGGGGGGGUUUUUUUUUCUUCGAUUCCUGUCCUCCCUCCCUCGCACGGCAAGUGGGCCAUACACCUCUACUCCAUGUGCACGGUACUUAGUAGCUAUCCACUACUCACUCCACACCCUACCGCAAACGCUCUGCUUCGUUACCGGCCCAACUUGCAACUUGACAGCGUCCAUGCACAACAUGUUACACGUGAAAUCAAUCCCCACUCCAAGUCAGCUCCAGCUUGGUCACGAGCCCCAUACACUGAUCUUCUGUCGUCUCUGCUCAGUGAAAAAGAUGCCAUUCUUGUCCUACACAACGCCUUAUCCUGUACUAUAUACAAGCCCAAACGCCUACACAUCCUGGCUCAGACCUAGGCCCACCGAAGCAUGCAUUCUUGUUCCU